Messenger RNA from Apiotrichum porosum, 1167 nucleotides. RefSeq lists its product as uncharacterized. The record is from RefSeq and is a predicted model, not a curated record. Gene Ontology annotation, cellular component: replication fork; Rad51B-Rad51C-Rad51D-XRCC2 complex; centrosome. Gene Ontology annotation, molecular function: four-way junction DNA binding; single-stranded DNA binding; ATP-dependent activity, acting on DNA. The transcript has 7 exons. Bases 1 to 1167 code for a protein of 388 amino acids. NCBI's taxonomy places the organism in Eukaryota, Fungi, Basidiomycota, Tremellomycetes, Trichosporonales, Trichosporonaceae. Gene Ontology annotation, biological process: double-strand break repair via homologous recombination; telomere maintenance; DNA strand invasion.
AUGCUUCUCAAGCGCCUUGCCCCAAGUCUACCUCCUCACCUAGCCACACUUGUCCCUCGUCUAGUGCUUCUUACCCGCCGCGACGUCCUUCUCUCCCUCCUCGCGUCUUCCCCCUCGACCUCGGGCACAUCCACCACCGACCCAGAAGCGCUCGAUGAGCUCGUUGCCUAUUGCCUCGCGCGAAUUCCCGUCCCCGUCGAGAGCGGCAAUGCGAUCGCUACCAAAGAGCGAGCGAGGGAAGCCGACCGCGAAAGGGCCCGUGCAGCACGAGCGCGGAUGGGACUGGACGGCACGUUCGGAAUCCCAGAACUCGACGCCCUCGGCGACCAUGGUGUCAUUGGGGUGUGUGGAAGCAAGGGAGUCGGAAAGUCGCUUCUCGCUCUCCACGCUACGCUCAGGCUUCUCGCGAGCGACUCCACAGCCACAGCCCGGUGGAUCGACACGGAAGGCGCGUUCAAUGCGUCGCGAGCACAGGCAGUGGCUGCGGCUCUGGGUCUCAAUGAAUCCAUUCUCGACCGUCUGGCUGUAUCCAAUGUGUUUCGACUCGAGCCCGAGCUCUUUGAUGUGCUCGGCGAGCUGCGCGGGAGCGACAGCUUGAGAGUUCUCGUCAUUGACAAUGUGGCUCCUCUCUUCCGCGACGCGUUGAUGGGCACUACCGCUCAAGGCCACGCCGCCAUGGUGACUGCCAUGGACGAGGUCGCGGACCUGACCUACGACCAAGGCCUUCUGACCAUUGUGACCAACAUGCCUGCCUCUUGUGUCCCGACCAACCCCCUGUCCGCCUUCUCCACCACCACUGUCAAGCCAGGACUCGGUGCAUCGUUUGCCUUUUCCACAGACGUGGAGCUUCUCCUCCAGGACACUGGACGCGUCUUUGGCCUCGUGGACGAGGGUGAGCGGGAUCGCGCCCACUCCGGCCCGGGACUCCGAGUGGUUGCAGAGGUGCUCAAGAGCAGAGUUUCGGUGGGUGACUCAUUGUUGGAUAGAGGUCCUGACCCAGACAGCCCUCCGGCACCUGGACCGUGUUCGAGACGGCCUCUUCAAUGUGCUGCCACCACCGCUGGAAGAUGCCAGGACGACAGAACGAUCGCGAGGCGUGCCGACGGGCCGACCUUCCCUCGGCCCGCUGCACGAGACGCUUGCACCCUCCAUUUUGCCUCUGCGUGA